AUGACAGUCUCCACUGAAGAUGAAUCUGUCUUGCAAAAGAUGCUUGCUACUAUGGAAAAUUUACGUUCUGAACAAGCCAGACUAGCUGAACAGAUCGACAAAUUUGCGUCUUCUGCCUUACCUGAUGAUAAACCAACUCAGCUUUCUCCUUCUACUUCCAUCAGUGCUAUUACUACAGAUAAGGCUGUUGCUGGUGAAUUUGCAAGUCAGCCUGAAAGCACUCAACCUGCUGAAUCAAUUCCUUCUUCUGAUUCUCCUUUUACUCCUUCUUAUCCAAGACGUGUAAUUUUGACAACUUAUCCUGGCCAACAUGGUAUCAAACCCUUAUCAUUGCAUUGGGGAGCUAAGGAUCCUAAAGAAAGAGGACCCAUUGUUGCUUCUCGUCAUGCUGAAAGUAUCAAGAAAAGAAAUGCUAUUGGUGCUUAUGGUGGCUCUUACUGUAUUUAUCGUGCCUUGGCUGUGGCUAUUGGUGAUUUACCUUCAAACCAUCGUCCUAACUUUGAUAUGACCGAACCUGUUUAUCAAAUUGGACCUCAUGCUUCUUGGUUUGAUCCUGAAAAGAUUGUUUCCCUUGACCCUUUUGGUCAUGUUGCUCCUGGUAUCUUUAGAGAUGAAUACAAAAAGGGUUUGGAUGUCAGACCUACGAUUGCUAUCACAAAAGCACAUAUGACGAUGGCUGAAAUGGAAAUGAGUGUCAAGAAUGGUGCUUUGGAAGUAGAUGGUAAGAUUGUCGUCAAUAGCCGUGGUGAUUUGGCUGUAUCUAAAGCUGCUGUUGAACCUGUUUGGUACUUGCCUGGUGUUGCCAAGCGUUUUGGUAUUGAAGAAUCUUUACUUCGUCGUGCUCUUUUUGAAGAUACAGGUGGAAUGUAUCCUGAAUUGAUUACCAGACCUGAUCUGAAAGUGUUUUUGCCUCCUAUUGGUGGUAUCAGUAUCUAUAUCUUUGGUAAUCCUGACUAUAUCUCUGACCCUUCUAAGAAAUUAACACUUCGCGUCCAUGAUGAAUGUAAUGGUUCUGAUGUCUUUGGCAGUGAUAUUUGUACUUGUAGACCUUAUUUGAUUUAUGGUAUUGAAGAAUGUGCAAAACAAGCACAGCAAGGUGGUGUUGGUGUGAUUGUUUACUUCAGAAAAGAAGGAAGAGCUUUAGGUGAAGUGACCAAAUAUUUGGUCUACAAUGCACGUAAGCGACAAGCUGGUGGUGACACAGCCAGCAAUUACUUUUUACGUACCGAAUGUAUUGCUGGUGUGAAAGAUAUGCGUUUCCAAGCUUUGAUGCCUGAUGUCUUACAUUGGUUGGGUAUUCAAAAGAUCGAUCGUAUGAUGUCCAUGUCUAAUAUGAAACAUGACGCUAUCGUUGGUUCUGGUAUUCCUAUUAUUGAACGUGUGCCUAUUCCAGAAGAAUUGAUUCCUGCUGACUCAAGAGUUGAAAUUGAUGCCAAAAUUGCUUCUGGUUAUUUCACAAGUGGCUCUGUAUUGACAAAUGAAGAACUUACCAAAGUCAAGGGGCGUGACUGGGAAGAUAUUGAGCAUUGA
This is a messenger RNA of Gilbertella persicaria, 1530 nucleotides long. RefSeq names its product GTP cyclohydrolase N terminal-domain-containing protein. The transcript has 12 exons. The record is from RefSeq and is a predicted model, not a curated record. Gene Ontology annotation, biological process: riboflavin biosynthetic process. The coding region runs from base 1 to 1530 and encodes 509 amino acids. Gene Ontology annotation, molecular function: GTP cyclohydrolase II activity. NCBI's taxonomy places the organism in Eukaryota, Fungi, Mucoromycota, Mucoromycetes, Mucorales, Choanephoraceae.